CCUAAUAUGUGGCUGGGCCUGCCUGCCCCUCUGCCUGGCCACCUGCCUGGAACCCCACCUCCCCACCAGCUCCAGGCCCACCAUGCUGGGACCCCUGCACUUCAGUGGAUAUAGCAGCGUGCCGGAUGGGAAGUUGCCUCCUCAUCUGUAAAAGACGGUCGUUGCAGUUCCUGCCUCUAUAGAGCUGCUGUGAGGAUCCAGCUGGGUAAUUCUUACACAGUGUUCAGAGCAGGUGCUGUGUAAAUCAUGGAUGAAGAAACAAAUCAACACAAAUGCCCACAGGAUUGGUCAGGUGGGAUGAACAGCCAGGUAGGCUGGGUGGACCCUGUCCCACCUACAUGGGACAGUUGAUGUUCAUGUCAGACACUCGGAGCCUCGUGAGAACGAGGGCCUGGGGUGACCAGAUCCUCUGUUUUUUUAAGAAAAGCUGGAAAUCCAGGUUUUGAAUGUCAGAACCAAUUUUUAUAGUUGACAACUAAUUAUACAAUUUAAAGCCCUCAUGGGGUACAAGCAGAAACCUCCUGGGGACUGGUGGUGACCCUCAAUUGUCAGGACAGGCCGAAACUGAGGGCAGAAUGAGAAAGUCUUGUUCUUUACUGCUGGGGUGUGGAAAUGAGCCUGUGGUUGUUAGGUGCUGUUGAGUUGAUUCCAACUCUUAGCAACCCUAUAUGACAGAGUAGAACUGCUCCAUAGGAUUUCAUAGGCUGUAAUCUUUAUGGGAAGAGAUUGCCAGGUCCUUUCUCCUGUGGAGCCUUCCAGUUAGCAGCCAAGUGCUUAACCAUUGUGCGCCUGGGCCUACGUGUUCUUAAAUCAACGUUAUGUCAGAUAUGAAAUUUCCCUGAGUAAGAUGUGACGGUGUGUUUUUUAUUAACUAGAUUAAUGUCCCCACAUCCUUUAUGGGGUCUCCUUAAACCCAUAUUCCCCCAGAAGGGCAUGGAGACAUGUGAUGGGGGCAAGUCUUUCUCUGGGAACCCUGAUCACUCACCCGCAGUGGAUAUUUGAGGCUCGCUCACUCAGCUUCUGCCUCUCGGGGGAUAAUGAGGGGGGAGGGGUGGUGGCCCUCACUGUGACCUAGGUCUGUGCUGAUCACUCUUCCGACAUUUUUUAUUUAAUCCUUACAACUUGGUCAAGGAGAUGCUGCUUUCAUCCCCAUUUUACAGAUGAGGGAAUUGAGACUCAGAGAGGCAAAGUGACUUACCCCAGGCCAUGCAGCUAGGAAGAGGCAAAGCCAAGAUUCAAGCUCAGAACUAGAGAUUUCCAGCCCUGUUGUGGGCACUGAAGACCCUGCUCUGCUCAUAAACUGAGCACAGAGUGGGUGGGCUUGGGCCCGGGAAGUAGUGACCUAUGGAUGGUUCUGAAGAACUGAGGUUCAUGUUUACUUAAUAAAUAUUUGUAUGACAUCCAGUCUAUGCCAGGCACCGUUCUAAGUGCUUUGCAUGUGUUGACUCGUGUAACUUUCAUCAGGAACCCGUGAAAUGAGUACUGAUAGGACCUCAGUGUCCACUCCGAGAGACAGCAACAGAGACAAGGGCAGGGAACCUGGCUGAUACGGAAGCAUAGGCUUUGAAUAUAGAAUCUUAGCUUUAUAUCAGUGUGACCUUGGGAAAGUCACUUCACCUUCCCAGCCUCCAUUUUCUUAUUUGCAAAAUGGUUUGACAGCAAUACUUAGAGCUGAUACAAGGAUUCAGGGAGGUCAGUGGGUGUUACUGGGUGGAGGAGCAGGUGGGUGGAACCUGUGUGCCCAUGCCUCUGUCUCUACCACCCCCUGCAGCCACUGGUCCGGGAACCAUGCCGCAGCUGUGCUGUGGUGUCCAGUUCUGGCCAGAUGCUGGGCUCGGGCCUGGGCACCAAGAUCGACGGAGCCGAGUGCGUGCUGCGUAUGAACCAGGCGCCCACAAUGGGCUUCGAGGCAGACGUGGGCCGGCGCAGCACCCUGCGCGUGAUCUCGCACACGAGCGUGCCGCUGCUGCUGCGCAAUUACUCACACUACUUUCAGCAGGCCCGCGACACGCUGUAUGUGGUGUGGGGCCAGGGCAGGCAUAUGGACCGGGCGCUCGGCGGCCGUACCUACCGCACGCUUCUGCAUCUCACCCAAAUGUACCCAGGCCUGCAGGUGUACACCUUCACCGAGCGCAUGAUGGCGUACUGUGACCAGCUCUUCCAGGACGAAACAGGCAAGAACCGGAGGCAGUCAGGCUCCUUUCUCAGCACCGGCUGGUUCACCAUGAUCCUCGCCCUGGAGCUGUGCGAGGAGAUCGUUGUCUAUGGAAUGGUCAGCGACAGCUACUGCAGAGAGGAGAGCCACCCCUCGGUGCCUUACCACUACUUUGAGAAGGGCCGGUUGGACGAGUGUCAGAUGUACCUGGCGCACGAGCGGGCCCCCCGCAGCGCCCACCGCUUCAUCACCGAGAAGGCCAUCUUCUCCCGCUGGGCCAAGAAGAGGCCCAUUGUGUUCGCCCACCCGUCCUGGUGGGCCCAGUAG
Molecule: messenger RNA, 2482 nt
Organism: Trichechus manatus latirostris (Florida manatee)
Lineage: Eukaryota; Metazoa; Chordata; Mammalia; Sirenia; Trichechidae
Gene: ST6GALNAC4
Product: ST6 N-acetylgalactosaminide alpha-2,6-sialyltransferase 4
Exons: 4
Coding region: 1826-2482 (218 amino acids)
Biological process (GO): oligosaccharide metabolic process; ganglioside biosynthetic process
Molecular function (GO): alpha-N-acetylgalactosaminide alpha-2,6-sialyltransferase activity
Source: RefSeq, a predicted model, not a curated record